CUUGUGGGAAGCAACAACGUGGCGCCCAUCCUCCCGUUGACAAGUAUUCUGCAAGCGGUGGUGAAAGCCAUGGAGCAGAGUCGGGACAAGACGAUCGCGCGCAACCACCGAAUCACCAAAACCGAUUUUGCUAUUCAAGGUGCGAAGCGGCUGGCCGAGGUCCGCCGCGGGAAGCCCGCACGAGGGAAAAAAAUGGACUGGUUCAAGGAUAUCACCGACAGCGAGGAGGAGGACGAAAACGACUCCGACUCAGAAGACGAGGACUACGAUGGCGGGGAGGGUCCUGCAGGCGGCUUUGGACUGCAGCGCGAACCGGCCAGGUUUCUAAAAAUUUUCAACAUGCUGAUUUUAAAUCUUUUCUGAUUUGAAGUGCCCUAAGUAGUGCCUACGAAAUCGUGAUCAUCAAAUUCUCAGGUCUUCUGGAACUACGGUGGCCCGUGAAUCAGCUGGCCGGGAUUUGCGGGAAACGGAGAACGCUUUGUAUCGGGAGCGUGAAUGUGAAGCCCGCACCUACAUCGACACAGACGUGGAUCGCGACCCGAACCGCGGCGCGACCUUGUUUCCCUCCGAGGAAAAUACGGGUUUUGGACGGGCGGUGAAUUCCGUAUCCACUGUGUUGUCACUGUGGAACGCAGACUUGCCGUUCUACCUGGUUCACCUGAAUCAUCACGAGCAAAAAAUCAAGUACACCGCCGCGCGGGGUCUGCCGCUCGCCUACGUUGUUGACAAAGAUCUGACCGCAGACCUGCUCGACCGAACCUACCACAACUGUGCCGCGGGCAACGAAGACUCUGAGUCGGAUCAUGAGAGUGACAGCGACUCGUCAGGAUCCGGCUCUAGCAUGGACGACGAGUCGGUGGACGAGGAGGUUGUCGAUAAGGCAGACGAUGACUGGGCAGGAGGCUACUACGACGAAUAUGGAGAAUGGAUACCGUAUUGGGAUAACUACGACGAGAACGGAGAGUGGAACAACAAGGGAAACAACAACCACGGCGCGACUGAUCAGCGUUCAACUUACCAGCCGACAAACAGACGCAAGCGGGAAAGCGCCGGCAUCUUCACGAAGGAGGCAAAGGAGCGCCGACGGGAAAAGCAGCAAAGCCGUGCGAAGGCGAAGGAAGCUGGUCGUGACCGCGCGAUUGAUCGGGUCAUCAUGCUCCGAGGCCAGCUCUUGCCCUGGAUCGGCAACAUUUUGCGUUCCCCCCUGGCCGCCAACGUGAAGGCGUGGCUCCUGAACAUGAUUCGCUGUGUCGGGGAAGCGACGGGGGCGCCGCCGCAGGAAACGUCCUGUACCAACUUGUCCAUCAUUCUGUACUCCCUCCUGCGGUGCUGCCCGGCGGACACCUUUCACGCACAGCAGCUGCGACGGCAUUUGGUGGACAGUUUCGUAUUGUCCCCGGCGCUGGAGCGGUUCAUCCAGCGACGCUCCGGCGGGUUUGGCGUGUAUGUGGUGAAGGGUGGCACGCUGACCAAGUUGAAGCAGCUCGGGGUGAAGAACAUCGCCGAACUGGACUACAGCCGUCAGGUGUGGCAGAGCUCCAUGAACAACAGCAGCAUGUACCUCGACAUCAUUCGUCGGUUCGAGUCCGACUACUGCUGCUUCGUCUACGUGCAGGGGCUGAAGAAGAUCGACGACGUGCUGCUUAAGUGGCUGGCGGAGUACUCCCGCUACAAUCCGUGGCGCUUUAUCUACCUGGAGAACGUCGACCUGUCCUGGAACUUCCCGGAAAACCGGGACCGCUGCUACUUCACGUUUGCGCCCCCGAACCCGGCGCACCUGAUCAAGAAUGUGCAGGAUUUGAACAACUCGCACGUCGGAGGGCUGCGCCCCAGUCACAUCGUGGCGUACGAGGCCGACGCGCUGUGCUCCAGCGAAGUUGCGCGGAAGCCUCUUGAGUUGCGGAAGUGGUUUCGGGACAAAUUUCAGACGCUGAUUCGCGACGAGGAGAAGCUUGACGUCUUUUUCGGCAGCAACCACGGUGGACCCCGCUCUGCUAGUACGGCGAGAGGUACGUCUGCGGCGAGAUCAACCCCGGAGCAAUCGGCCUCCGCUCGUGUGACCGGGAAAUCGCAACUGCAGGGCGACUUUCGGGACACACUGGAUAAGUAUUUGUUGCCCACCGGAUCGGAUAACGCUUCCUCCGUGUCCUUGACGCUUCUGGUGAGCCCGCCCGGAGCUGGUAAGACCUACCACACGAAAGAAAUGUGCCCGAAGCUGGAAGCGGCCGGAGACUCGGUGUACGACUUUGACGGAUCCAGUGAUAUUUUGGUCAAGGAAACUCUGUCGGAGCAACUGGACAAAACCAUGCGGGGGGAGACGAAUCUGCGCACUCGUCAGAAGAAGGUCGCCGAGGGCGAGCCCGAGCAGUCCAGCGCGUUGCAACAGCAGGGGGGGCGUCGCAUCCUGAUUCUGGACGAGUACCACUUUCUCUCCGAAGAACAGAAGACGGAGCUUUUCGAUUGGUUGCGCGACAAAAGUAGUCAGGUGACAGUGGUCUUGAUCGCAAACCGCAUUGACGCCCGCGACCGAAAGAAGUUAACACAGUGCCGCCUGCUCCGCCAGGAGGGCGAACAGGAUGUCGGGUCGUCUAAGAAACAAAGUUCGGCUGCUGGUGCCCCCGCGCACUCGUCGGUGGUCCUGUUGGAAACACGAUUGACGCAGAAAAAGAUCAAGGAGGUGAUGCCGAAAAUUGUGUCGGCAGCGUGCAACGAGUUUGUGGAAACGUGCAUUCUCAAGUGGUUUUUGGCUAGCCGCCUCGUGUUCGGCGACGAGUCCGUUUCGCUGCGACUGAUUUCGGAGCUGUACCAAAUUCUUAUUGCAAACAACGAACGUCGCAGUCAGCACGAGAACCUCGAGGCGUUGUUGCUGAACAAAGUUCCCACUCUGUCUCGGUGCAGCGCGACCGAGUUUGUAGGUGCGUUCUUGAAGGAUUGCAAGCUGGGGAACAGUUUAGGCGGCUCCUGUGCCGUCAUGUACCAGGUUGCGCUGCUCGACACCAAGGACGAGCUGUGCCCCUACCGCGAAUUCACCGAGGUACACAUGCCGGAACUCUCGGCGGUGCCGCCCGUGGUCCGCAUGCUGGCCUGGUGCAGCUACAUUCUGGAACAGACGGGGCACUCGAACUCCGCUAUUGACUUGAGCCCGAUUCUGAGUUGCGAGUACGUGGAUCAAGUCGGCUACCCCUUUCAGCUGCAGGUACAACUUGCUCUGUGUCUGUUUUUCAGAAGUAACCAAACGAGUGCGAAAAAGUAUAAAGCGAGCUCUGAUUUAUUGGAUUUUCUCCUAUUGUUGCCUGUAUGCACCUACGAGGAACAGAUAGAAUAUCAAAUCUAAAACCCUACAGGAUCCCGGAUUGAAUCACGCACAUGGUCGCGCGUUCUCCUGGGGCGGAGAUUUUUCGAACUUGGAUGCCAUCACGGAUGCGGUCAAGCGCGGGCACAGCGUCGACUGGCGAGAUGUGUACCAGCAGCAGUGGUCAAAGAAUGACGUCACGGAUUUGGAGGCUUAUUGCAGGCUGUUGCACGCGGACCGCCGGCCCAGCGCCAUACUGAUGAAUACGCGCGCUACAAACCUGCGAAACCUGAUGUGCCAAGCAGGAAACACCGCGGAUGCCUGCACGCUUGCGCGGUUCAUUCUGCAGUACAAGGUUUGCCAGAAAGAGACGGGUGAACACGACAAUCCUUACGCUUUGGCGGUGUGGAUUUUGAUUCGCGAUGACAAAGAGGUAAAUGAAGCAAAGGACAUUCUUGCCUUGACCGACCUCAGACAGUCGACCGGCAGUGUUGACGGGUCUCCAUCCGGGUCCCGUACGACAGGGAGGAACGCGGUUCCGACGCCGGGCAAAGAGAAGACGAACAAAGAAGAAGCGGGAGCAGAGGACGAUCAGAAGGAUUUUGAGCAAAGCGACCACCCUUACAGUGGUACUAAAAAAGAAAAAGGCAAUCAGGACCUCGGAGUCAAACAUCCCAACAUGCUUGCCGCCCUGCUGUGGGCGCAGCAGUAUUCCUACCAGCAGCGCGUCACGUACGGCGACUCCGCGGCAAAGCGAGAAAAGUUGCUGCGAGCGUUGCUGAAGCUGGUCAGUACCGACCCGAAGAUUUCGGAUAAAAGCCUCGGGUGCCUGUGGUCCGGAAGUUUCGCCUGCCUGCUCGACGUUCCGAAAGCGGAAGGCACAGAAAAGAAGCAAACCACGUCUUCGUCGAAAAACUCUGGAUCCCUUUCUGGGACGAGCAAGCAGGACGACAGCGAGGUUUCGGUGCAGGUUUUUCGGCGCAUUUUGCUGUCGCGGGCGGACAAGGAAACGGACUGGAGCAGCGACGUGCGAGACAUGUGGGAUCUGUUGCACUAUCGGAUCCAGAGCACCGUGGUGAACCAGAUGUGGGAGAGUUCGCGCUUGCGGCACCUGUUCCUGAAGGACCACACCAAGGGACACCAGCUUGACCCAACCGUGACUCUCGGUCUCAUGCACGUUGUCGGGGGGCGCUUGUCUCUUGCGCUGCAGAAAGCGUUGCUCACCACGGGCAGCGAGAUUCCGCCCGUCAUCACGAUCGACAGUUUUUUGCGAACCACCGAAGACCACCUGCGGGUCGUGGAGGCCAAGGACGUUCAUUUGGAGCAUCCGGACCAUUCUUUCUUGCCCAAAAUUCUAGAAGAAAUCGAGCAGCGGUGAAUGGAAGGCAAGACGCUGUGAUAGAUUUGAAAAACAUUCAUCUUGGCCUCAGUUUCACAGAAGAUCUUCUUUUUUGUCUGUCUUUCGCUUUCCACGCUUCCUUGUCGUAUCCUUACUUUAGGUAGUUCUCCUCUACUGGCACAGAAAUGGAUGCGAGAAAUUGCAAUAUGUCGAUUCGAAAAUCAAAGGACCAAGCACGGAACUUUGGCAUUACGGGAAAAGACAAAGAUAGAUUUACUAUUUUCUAGUUUUUAGCAGCUUUCUGCGCAACUCCCCGUUUUACCUAGAGACUAGGCUUUGUACAUCGCUUGCUCGCUCUUCCGGCUCAUUCAUCAACAUCUAUCGGACACUCCCUUAUUCCUUUCGAGCGUCCCUGGAAAGAGAGCACAGUCGAUGUUGUCUCGCGGACACCUAUUCAACAUUUGUGAAGAAAAGAUUGAAGCAUUUUUCAUAGCAAGGACUCAUUCUUACCGCCAACGCCAUUGGAAUCGAGAAUAUCUAGUGUGCU
Messenger RNA from Amoebophrya sp. A120, 5178 nucleotides. The record is from the annotation of a GenBank genome assembly. NCBI's taxonomy places the organism in Eukaryota, Dinophyceae, Syndiniales, Amoebophryaceae.